UUUGCCUGAUACUUGCUGGACGUCUCCCAGACUCAAACUGAUAUAAAUAGUUAAAAGCAAACUGCAUCUCAUCCUCACUGUUACAACAUGAUUUGGCUUGUGUCUCUUCUGUCCUUCAUCGGGCUAAUUUGUGCCGAGGAGCCGUUCAACCAUAAUGUACACAAUCAGAGAGUCAUAGGAGGCAAUGAUGCUAAACCCAACACCUGGAAAUGGCAGGCCUCUCUCCAGUAUGACUCCUACAAUGAUGGGUCAUACUACCACAUCUGUGGAGGCACCAUUAUUGAUAGUUUCUUCAUCAUGACUGCAGCUCACUGUAUCCUCAGCAUGGAUGCUAGUCAGUACCGUGUGGUGGUGGGUGAGUACAACAUGUACGAGUAUGACGGCAGUGAGCAGUUCAUCCGUGUGGAGAGGAUUGCUGUGCAUCCUGACUGGAAUGGAGAUCUUGGCAAAGGGAAUGAUAUUGCCCUCUUGAGGCUGGCUAAUCCUCUGUACGACAAUGGCUACGUGGCUUUGGCUAACCUUCCCUACCCUGGCGAGAUGCUGCCUCAUGACUUCACCUGUUAUGUCACCGGCUGGGGGCUUACGGACUACUUUGGGAGCGUCCCUGCCAUCCUUCAGGUGGCUCCCAUCAAUGUGGUGGAGCACUCGGUCUGUUCCCAGCCCAGCUGGUGGGGCAGCAUUGCCCUGAGAACCAUGGUGUGUGCUGGAGGGGAUGGAAUCAUAUCAGGCUGCCAGGGCGACUCAGGUGGUCCCCUGAGCUGCUUCACCGGCGGAGAUUGGAGAGUCCACGGUGUUGUCAGUUAUGGUCCAUCUGGCAUGUGCAACCAGGUGUCUAAGCCCACCGUCUUCACAAGGGUCUCUUCCUUCGAAGACUGGAUCUAUUCAGUGAUACGGAGUUUCUAGAUGGGAGAGAUUUGUCCAAACUGUCAUGUGAAACCUGUGACAUUAAAAUCCACAUGCCUCUCA
Scophthalmus maximus (turbot) is the source of this 966-nucleotide messenger RNA. Its product is annotated as chymotrypsin-like elastase family member 1. NCBI's taxonomy places the organism in Eukaryota, Metazoa, Chordata, Actinopteri, Pleuronectiformes, Scophthalmidae. The coding region runs from base 88 to 903 and encodes 271 amino acids. The transcript is spliced from 8 exons. Gene Ontology annotation, molecular function: serine-type endopeptidase activity. Gene Ontology annotation, biological process: proteolysis. The record is from RefSeq and is a predicted model, not a curated record.